Molecule: messenger RNA, 666 nt
Organism: Necator americanus (New World hookworm)
Lineage: Eukaryota; Metazoa; Nematoda; Chromadorea; Rhabditida; Ancylostomatidae
Exons: 1
Coding region: 1-666 (221 amino acids)
Source: RefSeq, a predicted model, not a curated record
AUGCACCACUGGGACAUAAGUUUUCCACCGCCUCUCACACACCACAUUGGAAAGGGGGUACGACAAGGCGACAGUAUACCGCCGAAACUGUUCACGGGUGCAUUACAAUGGAUAAUAAAAUCACUUUUAUGGGAAGAAAAGGGUGUACUUGUUGAUAGAAGAUUCCUCCCCAACCUUCUUUUUGCGGAACGCAUCGUUCUCUUUUCGCGAAGUACCGAUGAAGCAGAAACGAUGCUCAAGGAAUUGAACGAAGCAAGGAAGAACAUAGGACCGCGAAUGAACAGAAAGAAGACACAGGUCAAAAAGAAUGCCUACUGCGAGGACGGAGGAGUACAACUUGGAGGCUCCCAAAUCGUGGGAACUUCGUCAUACGUAUACCUCAGACGUUCUAUGAACAUGGAAAACGACUUGAAGGAAGAACUGAAUACAAGGAUGAGAGCAGCGUGGGCAGCAUUUGCACUCGUCAGAGAAGCUACGGACCAACGGCGGAAACCUCGUGCCAUCUAUUACACUAGGCAGCUUUCCCAGUGCUAUGUUACGAAGCGGAGACCUGGGCAGACACCGCUGCCACGUUUGGGAAACUACUCACUACACAGAGCCCUUGAGAGAUGUCUCCUGAAGUUUAACCGAGGCACACAACACCUAGCCGGCCUUCGAAGCGCAUAA